CACUUUACUUCUGUUAGAUCUUUAGAAGAUAUAGUCCAGUAUGAAGGUGUUCGUCCUUGUAGCAGCUUACCUGGCAGUAGUGGCAGCCGAGUGUCCCAACCUUACACCUGUACAGUCCUUCAAUAUCGCCAAGUACGUAGGAACCUGGUACCAGCAGGCAAGCUUCAAUACGUUCUUCAUGCAAGGUCUGAGCAGAUGUGCCAAGGCCGAAUACACCUUGGAUUCCACCACUGGCAUCGUACAUCUUAAGAAUUCUCAAAAAUCCAUAUUCGGCAGAGAAGAGGCGGUCAAUGGGACCGUGGCGUUGGCUGAUCCCACAAAGAACGAGGGCAAGCUGGAUGUCUCUCUGGAGUUGCCUUUCGGUACUGUCAAAGGACAAAUGUUGGUGUUGGCCACCGACUACGACAACUAUGCCAUCGUCUACUCUUGCAGAAUGUUCUUCGGUUUCCAAAUGAAGCACGCCUGGAUACUGACCAGGAAGCAGAACCUUGAGGGCAAUGACAAGACCAAAGUUGAGGCUCUGGUUGACGCCGCUCUCACCGACAUUUCCAGCAAAGGUGGCCCUAAGAAGACCGACUUCCGGAAAACUUGCCAGAAAAACUGUUAAAUAACUAAUUUUGUUGACAAAAUAAAAACUGACUUACA
Messenger RNA from Homalodisca vitripennis (glassy-winged sharpshooter), 645 nucleotides. RefSeq names its product apolipoprotein D-like. The transcript has 6 exons. Lineage: Eukaryota; Metazoa; Arthropoda; Insecta; Hemiptera; Cicadellidae. Gene Ontology annotation, molecular function: pigment binding. The record is from RefSeq and is a predicted model, not a curated record. The coding region runs from base 41 to 607 and encodes 188 amino acids.